GCAGUCUGCUCAAAAGAAGCGCGCGUUUCGGCGUUUCGUAAUGGAUAGUAAUGUGGAGUAGCGGUGCGAGUAUCUCGACCCAGUCGAAGUCGAAGAAGAGCGGAAAGAAAAGUACGGACGGCGAAGAUGAGAAUCCUCUGGCGGUCGCCGAACAAGCUAAGCUGCUUACGUACAAAGGAGGAGAUAACGCCCGCAGCAACCACGUCAAACAACGCCGACUUGCCAACGACGUUUUGGAGGAGGGUAUUAGCAGCGGUGGACUUGCCGAAGGUUUUGACGAGCCUUCGACAUCAGUCAACCGAAGGCAGACUCAGCAUGAUUGUAAACGCUGCGGCUGUGAGAGAGUUAGAAUCAACGUUAGUGGGCAAUACUUUGAGACCAGAGUUGGUCUGCUCAACCGGCAUCCGGAUACCCUGCUGGGAAAUCCAAAGAAAAGGGCUCAAUUCUACGACAGAACUAGGGAUGAAUUUUUUAUAGAUCGCCACCGGCCGGCUUUUGAGGCGAUAUUCUCAUAUAUACAAUACGGCGGUAAGCUUCGGCGACCGCACAACGUCCCCGACGAUGUCUUCCUGGAGGAAAUACACUUUUAUGAACUCGAAAAAGAAGUUGUCGAGGAAUAUAGACGUUCUGAAGGCUUCAUACCAGAGGAGGUUCUAUUACCUACGAAUCCCUGCUUUAAAAAGGUCUGGAUGCUUUUCGAAUAUCCUGAAACGUCCGCAUUCGCCUUUUUCAUUGCCCUAUUAUCUGUUAUUACUACUGUCACGUCUAUCGUCCUGUUCUGCGUUGAAACGCUCCCCAUUUUCUCCAUGACGCAUUGCGAGGGCAACGAGGCUCCGAACUUUCUCGAUCCGUUUUUCGUUAUCGAAACGAUCUGCACUGCCUGGUUUACGAUCGAAUUGUUCGUCCGUUUUAUCGUCUGCCCGUCGAAAUUAGCCUUCUGGAAGGAUUUUAAGAAUUUAGUCGAUGCAACCGCCAUCAUUCCAUACUACGUGACCUUCUUCAACGUUAUAUCAACAAUGAGUUGCGCAUCAGCCAAAUCUAGCGCCUCUCUCGCCUUCCUCCGGGUAAUUCGUUUAGUUCGCGUAUUCAAAUUGACUAAGCAUUCGACCGGAUUACAAGUACUCGUUCUCACAUUCAAAGCGAGUAUUGAAGGCUUAGGACUCUUCCUCGUCGCGCUCAUCGUUUGCCUGCUCGUCUUCUCCUCAGCAAUCUACUAUGCAGAAUUAGGAGUCACUGGAUCCAAGAUCUCCUCCAUACCCGACGCUUUCUGGUGGGCCAUUAUUACAAUGACAACAGUCGGAUACGGCGACGAAGUGCCUGCCGGACCGUGGGGAAAAUUAAUAGGAUCGGUUUGCGCUAUUGUUGGAGUACUGACACUCGCCAUACCGGUUCCAAUUAUAACAGGGAAUUUCAACCGAUUCUACUCGCAUAAGACGGGUCGUGGCAAACAUACCGGUUGA
Messenger RNA from Dimorphilus gyrociliatus, 1460 nucleotides. NCBI's taxonomy places the organism in Eukaryota, Metazoa, Annelida, Polychaeta, Dinophilidae. The record is from the annotation of a GenBank genome assembly.